Messenger RNA from Thamnophis sirtalis, 1795 nucleotides. The record is from RefSeq and is a predicted model, not a curated record. Lineage: Eukaryota; Metazoa; Chordata; Lepidosauria; Squamata; Natricidae.
GAAUCCUUCAACUACUUUCUACCAAGUGUUUCAUUCGAACAAGUUACAGGAAUCAAAGAACCUCUGGGAUAGUGCAUCUGGUGGGAGUGUUGUAGCCAUUGAUAACAAAAUAGAACAGGCAAUGGAUCUGGUGAAAAGCCAUUUGAUGUAUGCAGUCAGAGAAGAAGUGGAAGUACUGAAGGAACAAAUAAAAGAAUUAGUUGAAAGAAACUCUUUACUUGAACGGGAAAAUGCACUGUUAAAAUCUCUUUCAAACAAUGAUCAGUUAUCACAACUUUCAACCCAACAGGCCAAUCCAAGUAGCACUUCUCAACAGCAAACAGUGAUAGCACAGCCUCCACAGCCAACGCAACCUCCACAGCAGCCGAAUGUCUCCUCAGCAUAAAGCUUUCUUGCCUCAUUAAGAACUGAAAGCAAUCUGUCCUUGUGUGCCACUGGUCUUCUUUCCACUUUAUAUGAAAGCAGGUAGCCAUGCUUCAGUUGUGUGUUUUGGCCUUUUCAGUAUUAGACAAUCAUUCUGCAAGCGCUUUCCCUCACUGAGAUGUCAUACUACACAGUUGGUGUCCAAUUAUGCCAUCAGUGCACAAGGGAAAAUGUAGAAGGAGUUAUAAUGCAAAAAUCUGCAUUUGUUUGAUGCACAUGAGUGGAGGUCUUUAAGAGCUUUAGUAAGGCUCUUCAAGGUUUCCAUUACUCAUGGAUUACUUUGAGCCUUGCAUUUUCACACAGUAACAACUCAUCUUUAGAGCCACUGUUCUUUCAAUGACAAGUAACAUUUGCCUACAUUAGUUUCAUUUAUUUGUUUUAUUUAUUACAGGGCUGCUAUUCAUAAUGUACAUGAACAAUGUCACAGAACUUUUAAUUUUUUAAAAAAUAAAUGUAAGUAUCAGUAAAACUUGAUAGACAGGAUUGAGUUUAAUAGAAAAAAAAAUGUUUAGGCAAUAAUUGAACAAAAGAAUCCUGGCCUAUUUCUAACACUAAUGGCAAUUUACCUUUUGGUAUUUAUUUUCAGUAGUUAAGAUCCAGCUUGAAUGUAAAUUUUUGUAUAGUGUAAGUAUGAAGACCAUAGUGCAUCUGUACAGGUAGUCGCCAGUCAUUGUGAUAUAAUAAUUGAUGGGCUAUUUUGAUGAAGAAAACUUUGCUCAUUUCUGUUUCUACUUUCUAAUAGAGAAAUUGCCAUGAUUCCUCUGCUUUUUGACAUUUCGUAUGAUUUUGGGUGGGGGGUGGGGGGAAUAAAAAGCUGUGAAAUUGUUCAACCUACUUUGUAACCAAAGAAGCAAAGCUGUGUAAUUGAGUUUUUAUUUUAUAAUGCACAUUCUUUAUGUAUUUUUAUUUAGUGUUCUCAUUCACAUUUUUCUUUGCUGUCUAGCAUGGAUCUGCAUGACCUAUAAUCUUUGAACCACUUUCGUACCUCAUGUUUUAUCCAGCACUCUUAUUGUGAUAUGUAAUAGUCUGUGAACAAUGUCAAAUUAAAAAAAAGAAAGAACAGCUAGUGUGGUGGAGCUGAGCUGGUGUGUUAUGCACUAGUUUAAAAAAUGAAGUGAGCCAUCUUUUGUUCAUUUAAAAUGGUGUUUUGAAUUUCGUAUGCAGAAAACGUUUUGUUACAUUGCAGAUUUUAAUGUAUUUAAUAAAUGCAACAUGCAGAUUAAGUGCAGUGUAUACUGAGUAUUUAAAUUAAAAUGUACAUUUCAUAAAUACAGUUUCAAGAGACCAUUUGUGUAUACUAACGUAGUAUGUCAGAAGUUGAUGUACAAUAUAUUUUAACACUUUCUGAAAUUAAACUGCAGUUUUGUUGAAA